AUGCAGCCCGGGAUACGUAAGUGAGUGCGACCGAGCAACACAGCCAAUGCCUCGAAGCAGGAAGCGAAUCGCUAAGACCAGAAUGAAGGCAUGCUUGAACUGUAUCAGCGUUUACAGCAUCUGAACUUCACAUUGGAGGGAGAUUUAUCAUUCGUUAACUCCUGGGACUUCUUUGCGCCGCAUCCGAGCGAACAAUUCGAGCAGUUGACAUCUACAGGCCCCUAUGCAGGGACUCUGCAAGCCUUCGCGACAGGCGUAAGACUCAGAACUCGAUACAUGAAAUUACUCGAACAGGCUCUGGCCAAAAAUCAGACCACUUUCUGGGCGAGCCAGUCGGACCGCGUGAUUGAGAGCGCCCGACUGUUUGCGACAGGAUUUCUCGGUCUGGACUUCGAGGAAUUUGCCACGCUGGAAAUCGUCCCAGAGACACUUGAUCGAGGAGUAAACACGCUGACGCCAGGGCGUGCAUGUCCGAACUAUGCAACGGACCGCCAAGGCCAUGGAAGCGGUGCUGAGCACUGGGAUGCCUUCCGCCAGACAUAUCUAUCGGACAUCAGUUCUCGUCUGCAAGCACAGAACCCAAGCAUCGAAUUCUCCAGCUCCGAAGUCUAUUCCAUGCAAGAGAUGUGUGCCUUUGAGACUCUCGCCAAGGGCUCAUCGGAGUGGUGCAAUGCCUUCGCGAAAGAAGAACAGUUGCAAUUCGAGUACGCUCGAGAUGUCAUGUACUAUUACAGAUCCGGUCCUGGAAACAAGUAUGGACCAACAUUAGGAUGGCUUUGGCUAAAUGCCACAGCGAACUUGCUGCACCAGGGACCUGAAGCCGGACCCAUCUUCUUGAGCUUCGUUCAUGAUGGCGACAUGAUUGCCCUUCUCGCCGCGAUGGACGUUUUUCCUCAGAAACCUCACCUGCCGACUUCGCAUCUCUUGCCAAAUCGUACCUGGAAGAUGUCAGAUGUCACGGUAUGUCUGUGUCUUUGAUGUAGACUUAGCCUCAAGCUUGCUGAUAUGGACACAGCCAAUGGGCGGUCGCUUCAUUCUCGAACGCUUUGUCUGUCCGGCACCGCAGGUCUGUUGGGAUAAUGCGGAAUAUGGCUAUCCGAAUCACAUUUACUGUAAGAAAACUCAGAGAAACCACGGACCAACUACACGCUGACCUAAUUCUCCAGGCGAUCCGCCAAAGAACGAUACCUACGUACGGCUCAAUAUCAACGACGGCAUCGUGCCAAUUCCGGACUGCACAGACGGACCGGCUGGUGGAUGCAGUCUGGACAGGUUUCUACACCGAGUGAGACAGCGUGGUGAAGAUAUCGACAAUUACGCAGAGCUUUGUGGCCUGUCUGAGGAGGUCCCAAAGCGUCUUACGUUUCUGCAUCAAUAG
Molecule: messenger RNA, 1378 nt
Organism: Lecanosticta acicola
Lineage: Eukaryota; Fungi; Ascomycota; Dothideomycetes; Mycosphaerellales; Mycosphaerellaceae
Source: the annotation of a GenBank genome assembly